This is a messenger RNA of Nothobranchius furzeri (turquoise killifish), 4318 nucleotides long. It is a transcript of the gene cltb, whose product is annotated as clathrin, light chain B. Gene Ontology annotation, cellular component: postsynaptic endocytic zone cytoplasmic component; clathrin coat of coated pit; clathrin coat of trans-Golgi network vesicle. Gene Ontology annotation, biological process: intracellular protein transport; clathrin-dependent endocytosis. Gene Ontology annotation, molecular function: clathrin heavy chain binding; structural molecule activity. The record is from RefSeq and is a predicted model, not a curated record. NCBI's taxonomy places the organism in Eukaryota, Metazoa, Chordata, Actinopteri, Cyprinodontiformes, Nothobranchiidae.
UUGUCAGUGGUCCCACGGAGUCCCUUCUGCCAGUAUUACAGUGGAUAAACAAGUGGAGAAAUGAAUCACCUGAAGGCCUUAAAUUACAACCUGUAUUGUUUAUAGACUUAAUUGCUAGCUCGGUUUUCCGCGGAGAUUUUUAAAUCUACCCCCAACACAUUAAGCUGUUUGUUAAAAGUUGCUGAACUAAGUGUCCUGUUUAAUUUAGGAAUCAGGAUCGACUACUACAGCAACUAGCCUCAGUUAAACUUGAACAUUUUGUGAAAUAUGGCUAACAACGGAGUAAACCUGGUCGAAGAGGACCCGGCCGCAGCUUUCCUGGCCCAACAGGAGAAUGAGAUAGCAGGGAUUGAGAACGACAGCGAGGACCUACAGCCGUUUCAUCUGCAGACAGUUAACUACGACGAGUCUACCUCAGUGAACGGAGAUUUGUUUCAGGAAUCGAAUGGUCCCACAGACGGCUACGCAGCCAUCGCCCAGGUGGAUAUUCAGAGACAAGAGCCUGAAAGUUUACGCAAGUGGAGGGAGGAGCAGAGGUCUCGCCUUGAAGCAUUGGACUCAGCUUCCAAGGCAGCAGAGGAGGAGUGGAGGGAGAAGGCUAAGAAGGAGCUGGAGGACUGGCACGUUCAUCAGAGUGAACAGAUGGAGAAGAACAAGGCCAACAACAGAUCAUCUGAGGAGGCCUUCCUGGCAGAAAGUGACGGCCCAGGAGCUGAAUGGGAACGAGUAGCUCGUCUCUGUGACUUCAAUCCCAAAACCAGCAAGCAAGCAAAGGAUGUUUCACGAAUGCGCUCCAUCCUCAUCUCCCUAAAGCAGACGCCUCUAAUUCGCUAGAAAAUGUGCUUUAGAGAGUUUUCUGCUCAUAACAUUGCCUUUUAUUCAGUUUUAACAAUGUACCUGAAUAAUUUGUGAUUUUCCCAUUUUUAAAAGCCUUUUCUUUAUGCAUAACGUGAUGGGAGUACUCUCUUAUCACCACUAUUAUACCAGAGAAAAUAUUGUUACUGCAAGAUAAACUCUUUCCUUUUACAUUUAACUUACACAUUUUAGAUCAUUGUAGGCCAGUAUUUUAAAAUGCAAAGUUUUUUUUUCCCCACGGCUUAGGUCCAAUUCAGAACAGUAGGCUAGAUCGUAUUCAUUCAUGUCUCGUCUAUGUAGAAUGUUCAUUUUAGUUACAUGAAUCUCCUAGUUUUACAUAGCAAACACGUUUCUGUUAUGAACAUUAGCUUGUGGCCUUUCUGAUCUGGCUCUUGCUACACAUUUGCAUUGAGACCAGUUAUCAUUUUCUAUUUAACUGGGCAAGACGAAGCAAAACAAACAGAAAAAGCAGCCUCACAACCAAAAACUUAAAUCAUCAUCUAAACUCAGAGAUCAUGGACAGCCAUACUUAAAGUGAGAGUCAAGGCAUGGGUAGAGAUGUAUUUCAUCCACACUUCCUGUUAGAAAAAUGCUUCUGAAAGAGGCGUCACCUGGCAGACUGAGAGAGCAGCACUGAGGCAGUGAUAGACCACACCCCCCUCUACCCCUCCCCGUGUGCUGUCGGAGUUUCUCAAUCUAAAAACGAGUUGAUGAGCGCAGCACACAAUCACACCAGACUUGCAGCUCAGGAGAAAAGCCGAUACAGAUUCUGCAGCAUUCUGAAGGAUUUCAUGUUAACCACGAUCAUUAGAUGAAAAGGGGAGGUGGUCAUUUUUUUCAAGGAGGCGAGCGGCUCAGAGCACCAACGUGUCCUAUCAGCAGGUGAGUGGCUGAGCCAGGUGGAGGUGCAGCGGCCUCACCUGGAGACCAGUGCAGUGCCGCCACGUAGCUGAUUCUACAUAAAUGUGGAGCAGUUUUUAACCUGAAGAUGGAUAUAAUUAUGGUUUUGGGCUGAAAUAUUAAAUUUAAAGUAAGUUGCACUAAACUGCCACACUAAUGAUUACACGUGUCUACAGCACCAUUAGACACACAUCUGUACAGGUUAUCAAAAUAAAGUUAAUUUAGGUGUUACUUGCUCUUUAAGCACAGAUCUGUUUGAAUAUGUGAACGGUUUUUACGUAUUGUGUGGUAUUAACCAUCUUGUACUUGUGUGUAGAAAUGUUCUUAAAUUUAAGAACGGCUCUGGCCAUGCAUAUGCACAGCACCUAGUGGUGGAACAGGGGAAACCACACACUGAAGAUCUCAGUCAUCCAUGAGUGUUCAUGCACAAAUUUUUUUUAACCCAAUCAGCAAUUAUGUCUAUGGAAAAACAGCUUUGUUUGGGGUUAGAACCUAUAAAAGACACUUGUGACCAACAGGAAUUUGACUCUAGCAUGGCUGAUCUCGUCAUUGGAGGAUGUGGCAUUGUGUGCACUCUGGUGGGAACGUGUCUCCUGUGAAUAGGCUGAUCUUCCCAAAGUGGAUGCUUAUGGAGCUAUUCCAUGAUUUGGGACUAAGUCCAUAUUCGUUAUUGACAACUUAAAGAGCAAGUCACCCCCAAAUAAACUUUCUUUUGCUGAUAAACUAUAUAAAUGAGUGUGCUGUAGACACAUGUCAACAAUUUUGCACUUAGUUAAAAUAUAUUUAGCUUAAAACUCAGUGUUGUGCCAUCUUCAGGUAAAAACGCAGCACUGCAUUUGAAUUUAAAUCUGCCUUCGCUAUUGGUUAAGAGGUAAACUAUGAUGUUAGCUGGUACAUUAAAACCCUUUUUACCAGACACACCGUGCCGGCAAAUCGGCAUAAUAUUACGACAAUGUUGUCUUUUAUAAACGCUCCAUACUAGCAUGGCGUUGCGCGUAUUUUACAGCAUUCAUUUCGCUUUGCUUGGCAGUAAUGCGGUAAUGGUCUGUCUUAUAAACGGCGAUUGCGCCAUGGCACAGCAGAGGGAGGUGUCAUGAUGACGUGCUCUGGCCAGUAAAUAUAUUGAAAGUGAAAAGUAAACAUGGGCAAUAAGUUUUUCUUUUUGAACAAAAUCAGCAAACUGGAGCACCACAGCGCUCCAUGAGCAUCUCUGUUAUAGCUGAAGCUCAGGUCAUCAGAGAAUGCACAGGGACUGAUGGAGAGACACCUUUAGGAGGGGCUUGUUUAAAAAAACUUAAAAGAUCAGAUUUAAUCUCAAUAAAAAGCAAGUUAUGUCCAAGAUAAAUGGAUGUCCACUGCAGCGCAGAGACCGCCCCCAUACCCCCUUUAUGCCGCCAUCACCUAAUCUUUUGUAAAAGGGACAUGAUUGCAUCACAUUACCGCCACGGUUUGUCCACUUAUAAGCAACUUAAGAGUCUCUGAUUCCACCACAGGGUUGUGGCAAAUUGACGGUAUUGUUUUGUAAAAAUGUCUUUUAUAUGAUGUCACAAUGUUGUGGUGAGCCUAUGUGUGUGAAUUUGUUAGCGACUCUGUCUGCCAGGCAACGGCAUUCGUUGCAUUUUUCAAACAGGAAGUGGGAGUGGAGUAAGACUCUGGUAGGGUGUGACUUUGUCUUUAAGAAUUUCUUGCCACCACUCCCUGAGCCGUAUUAUGCCAGAAAUACUGUGGCAUUUUAAGGGUGAUGAAUCACCCCAUUAGUUAACUUUCUUAUUUUCAGCUUCAGCAAAAAUAACAGCUCAGUGUCAUGAAGUCUGGGAGAUCCCCUAUGAGAACCCCCCAAACACACACACUGCUCCCUGAAAAUACAUGCAUUGCCAAUGUAACCAAAUUGAAUGAUGGGUCAGAGGAGGCUGCAAACAUUCCUAAACAAGAACAAAAGUAACUCCAUAAAGAAAAUGCAUACAACUCAUUAAAUGUAAACUGUAAAUAACAGAAUGGGACAUUCAGUCUGUUACUGAAUGGGUUUUCAAUCAGUUUUUUCCACUGCAUUUACAACCUCUGUAACGUGUUUUGUUCUACUUUAGCAACCAGUGCCUUGAUCUUGCUGUCAUUUAUUUAUUCUUUUUUUUUUGUGGUGGAACACAGGAAUUCCCCUUAAGAGCUUAGGAUGUGGUGACACCAAAACCUGAAUGGACAUGAGCACCUAGAUAUGCACAUGUGGGAUUUAUCAACUGUUAAUUGCAGAGGAACACGUGUACAAAUGACCGUCACAUGUUCCACAAGUCAGGAUUUUUGCCAUUCAUACAAACAUUCUAAAUUUCGUUAGCAGGGUGGAACGUAGGACAGUUUCUAUGAAAGUUUGAUAAAUGAGGGACCACAUUUUCAUGAUAUCUGCAUUGUUCACACGUUGCCUAUUUGGACAUAAUUAAUUGAAUGUAGAAAAGGAGCUAAAAGCUAAAAAUGCUGUAUCACAUCUAAUCAUUUAUCCUUAUGUCCCUGCUGAGCUUGUUGCUGUUUAAUAAACCUUGAAGAGAAUCAGUUUAAUAAAAUGAUGUGUGGUUCA